GCUGGCAGGCUGUCAGGAAAAGUAGUAUUCAUCACUGGAGCUGCGCAGGGCAUAGGAAGAGCUUCGGCGUUGAAAUGUCACAGUGACGGUGCUCGAGUCAUAGCCACAGACAUGAAUGGAGAGAAACUGGCGGAGCUGAAGCGUGAGCAGCCAGCCAUCGUGACCGACACUCUGGAUGUUACUCGUCGGGAGGACGUGGAGCGUCUCUUGCGGGAGAAAUACAGCGACACUAAUGUCCUCUUCAACUGUGCAGGGUAUGUGUUUCAUGGAACUCUGCUGGACACGGAGGAGAAGGACUGGGACCGCUCCUUUGAUAUCAACGUGAAGAGCAUGUUCUACACGUCUAAAACCUGUAUUUCAAUGUGGAAGGAGAAGGGUUGUGGAGGGAACAUCGUCAACAUGGCGUCAGUGGUGUCAAGCAUAAAGGGGGCGGAGUGCCGCAGUGUCUACGGUGCCUCCAAGGCUGCCGUGAUCGGACUGACUAAGAGCAUUGCGGCUGACUACGUCCAGGAUGGGAUCAGAUGCAAUGCCAUCUGUCCAGGUACUGUGGACACACCGUCACUCAAUGACAGGAUAAGAGCCAUGGGAGACUAUGAAACUGCAAGUCUCGUCUCUCGAGUUAUGACUCAUCUCCAAUUUGUAUUAUGAUUCUAACAGAACCGUGCCAAAUUUGUUGCCCGACAGAAGAUGGGUCGACUGGGGACUGCAGAAGAGAUAGCUUGUCUCUUGGUCUACCUAGCCAGUGACGAGUCGGCAUUUGUGACUGGUCAAACGAUGGUGAUUGAUGGAGGCUGGAGUGUUUGAUGGACCAAUAUAAUAGUAUGAGGGAUAUAUUUGUUAUCACCAAUAUGAAUGCAGUCCUGUUUGUUAACAAUUCAAUUUUUUGCUGAAAGCCGUCCAGAGUUGUAUUAAAUUGGAUAGC
Molecule: messenger RNA, 922 nt
Organism: Geodia barretti
Lineage: Eukaryota; Metazoa; Porifera; Demospongiae; Tetractinellida; Geodiidae
Source: the annotation of a GenBank genome assembly